UGCGAUUUCAGUUCAUUAAUAGAAAUCGCGGAGUGCGGUUGUUGUUUGACAAUUUCGUAUUACUCAUAUAAACAAAUAUGAAAUUUAUUAUUAUAAUCGCAGUUAUCAGUAUAUUUAUCGGUGCUGGUUAUGUGAAAUUUAAUCAAUUGACACGUCCACUACCUUUGCCAGUUUUGGACACUAAUAGAUAUUGGGGACCAGGCGAUGUCGCAAACUAUAAACCAGAUAAAACGAUAAAGCCAUUUAAAGUAGAAGUCAAAAAAGAAGAAAUUACCGAUUUACAACAACAACUGAACCGCACCUUUAAAUUUACGGAACCUCUGGAGGGCAUCAAUUUUGAAUAUGGUUUCAAUAGUAUAGUUUUAGCAGGAAUUGUCAAGUAUUGGCGUGACACUUAUUUACCAAAAUGGGGGGAACGUGAAAAUUACCUUAAUAAAUUUCCACAGUAUACAACAGAGAUUCAAGGGCUCAAAAUCCAUUUUAUUCAUGCCAAACCCUCCAAAGAAACUGCUGCACAGAAAAAAGUAAUUCCCCUUCUACUUUUACACGGCUGGCCCGGUUCAGUACGUGAGUUCUACGAUUUCAUACCAAUACUAACAGAUGCGAAUUCCAUGAGUGACUACGCAUUCGAAGUGAUAGCACCAUCAUUGGUUGGAUAUGGAUGGUCAGAUGCUGCCGCAAAAACUGGUUUCAAUGCUGCUGAAAUGGCAAUUGUUAUGCGUAAUCUUAUGUUACGUGUAGGUCAUGAGAAGUUCUUGGUACAAGGUGGUGAUUGGGGAUCUAUUAUUGGUGGACUUGUGGCUACAAUAUUUCCAGAUAACGUAUACGGCUAUCAUUCCAAUAUGUGCAUGCUAAACACACCAUUGUCAACAAUUAAACAAAUCAUAGCUAGUUUUGCUCCGGAGAAAUUUCUUCCAUCACGCUUUUUCUACGAACACCAUUUCCCAACAUUGGAAAAACUUGCUUUUCUUAUUGAAGAAAGUGGAUAUUUCCAUAUACAAGCCACAAAACCCGAUACUGUUGGUACAGCAUUGGCUAACUCACCUAUCGGUUUGGCUGCUUAUAUAUUGGAAAAAUUCCAAGUAUCGACUGGUGUUGGUUUAAAUCAGAAAUCAAACGCGUUGGAUAAAGUGUUUACAAUAGAUGCAGUUUUAGACAAUGUUAUGAUCUAUUAUCUAUCAAAUACAAUUGUUAGUUCUGUACGUUUCUAUGCUGAGAACGUGGCCAAAGAAUUUAGGAGCUUACACCUCGAUCGUGUGCAAUCACCAGUGUCCAUGGGUUGCGCAAGAUUUAAAAAUGAUUUACCUCCUGCUUUGGAUUGGCAAUUACGGGAUAAAUACCCAAAUUUGAUACAUAGCAAGUACUUCAAUCAAGCCGGUCAUUUUGCUGCCCUUGAAGUUCCUGUCAUGUUGUAUAUUGAUUUUGCCGAAUUUGUUAAUAAAAUAAAUUUUGAAAAAUAAAAAUUUAUAUUAAAAAAUUUA
Teleopsis dalmanni is the source of this 1481-nucleotide messenger RNA. RefSeq names its product juvenile hormone epoxide hydrolase 1 (gene Jheh3). Gene Ontology annotation, molecular function: epoxide hydrolase activity. The coding region runs from base 78 to 1460 and encodes 460 amino acids. The record is from RefSeq and is a predicted model, not a curated record. The transcript has 4 exons. Gene Ontology annotation, biological process: epoxide metabolic process. NCBI's taxonomy places the organism in Eukaryota, Metazoa, Arthropoda, Insecta, Diptera, Diopsidae.